Messenger RNA from Cryptomeria japonica (Japanese cedar), 1290 nucleotides. Its product is annotated as phosphatidylinositol N-acetylglucosaminyltransferase subunit C. The coding region runs from base 1 to 966 and encodes 321 amino acids. Gene Ontology annotation, biological process: GPI anchor biosynthetic process. NCBI's taxonomy places the organism in Eukaryota, Viridiplantae, Streptophyta, Pinopsida, Cupressales, Cupressaceae. The record is from RefSeq and is a predicted model, not a curated record. Gene Ontology annotation, cellular component: glycosylphosphatidylinositol-N-acetylglucosaminyltransferase (GPI-GnT) complex; membrane. The transcript has a single exon.
AUGACUCUUUUUUUUGGUGGAAGAAUGGACUCUACUGAAAAAGUGGAUGAAGUACAUACAACUCGGAAAAAAUGGAAGAAAAUUGCUUAUGGAGGAAUGCAAACUGGUUAUGAGGAUAACUACACUGAUGAAUCAUUUUUGGAAGACAUGGUGAUGAAUGCCAAUGUAGUAAGGAGGGAUACUCUGACUUUAAUUCGGGAUUCUGUUGCAGUGGUACAGUACAUCUGUGUUGUAGCUUUGGUUGUAUCUGUAUGGACUUAUUCUUUGAAAGCUGAGCUAGAUGAACAUCUCCUUCUGAUGAUGGAUGCGGUUUUAUUGGGAUUGGGCUUUUUAGUCCUCUUGUUGACUGCAAACAGAAUUUCUUUAUCACUCCUAUAUCGAUAUGCUCUUAAUCUCGGCUUUUUUGUUGGUGGGCUUUAUGUUUUGGCCCCUGUCUAUGAGACACUGACUAGGUCCAUCAGUUCAGAUUCUAUCUGGGCCCUCACUGUAUUUCUUCUCUUAAUCCACCUCUUCUUGCAUGACUAUGCUGGCUCUACCAUUAAAUCUCCAGCAUCUUCAGUGUUAAACCAAAACUUGCCAGCUGAAAAUCACACUACAUUGACCAAUAAUGUUUCCCUCAAUGCUUCAAUUGUAGCAUCGGUACUGAUUGCUUCCCGCUUACCAUCCAGGCUUCUUGUGUUUGCUUUAAUACUUUUCUCGCUAGAACUUUUCUUGUUCUCUCCUCUUGUUAUCCACUGUUUAAAGCAGUACUCUGUCAAAUUGUAUUUGUGUUUCUCUUUCAUGUUGGCGGUUAUAACUCUUAGCCUUGUUUACCCCCUGCAUCGUUUAGUUUUUUUUCUUUUUGUCGGACUCAUUGUUUUUAUUAUGCUGGUGUGCCCCUAUUGGUUGAUAAAAGCUCAAGAAUACAAGUUUGAGAUAAAGGGUCCAUGGGACGAAGCAAAAUUAUGCUUUGACAUAACAGACUAGGGCGACCAGAAGGAUUUGGUCUGGCAGUAAAGACUGUCUUUCUUCCAUGAGGCUGCCAGUUUCUUUACGAUGAAGUAUUUUUUCAUACAAUGGUCCUUAAAUCUACAGACAGAGCACAUAUCAGUUUUGUGUGCAGGUCCUCUUGCAUGAAUUUAUGUGAUCAAGCUUUUGCUUCCUACUGAUGAAGUCAAAAUGUUUUGUUUAUGUCCAAGUAUUCAUGUGGAGGUGGUUUUUGAUCCGAGUAAAUAGCCUAUCAUAGUUAUAUAAUUUGUAAGAUUUGGAACUCUGGAAGUUGGAAUAUCAAUGUAUUUUAGAUUUUAGUUA